AUGCGAGAAACAACAUCACCUCAUAGAUAUAUCGGCGAACCACCAAUAGAUGAGACAGAAAUAUUGCUGAAAUGGCUGAACUCACAAAUUUUUACAUCUUCGGACUACCAAGAUGUCCAGAUCCCAACCGUGGUUCAGAAUUUAAUCAGGGACUGUCCUGAUUCACACUUUUUCUUGCCCGUAUUUCAAAGGAUCUUAUACGCAAAAUCAAAACAACUGAAUAAAGUUUAUGAUGGUAAUGCAAUCAACUUUCUAAAGUGGAUUGAAUCAUCGUCGACGCAUCUGGGACUAUUAUAUCUCAUUUUCAAGUUAGGACAAACUGAUAUUACCCUAUUGAAGAGAACUGAAUUUGCAAUCUACCAAGGCUUUAUUAGAUCCAUUUGGAAUGAUAUUAUAAGUUUGCUUAUGGAGCCCUCUUAUGAACUUGAAUUAGUUCUAAUCUCCAAAGUACUGGGGAGAAUUAACUUAACAAAUGAUUUAGAUAACUUGAUCUACCAGGUGGUGAAGAAGAGAAUAGUCGAAAAAAUUGAAACCCUGUACUGCGAUGAGCCUGUAUAUUCAAAGCUUGUUAUAUGGUUGGAUAUGGAAAUAUAUCCUGGAUUUCAUUCAUUUGUUUCCUUGAGAAAUAGAAACGAAUUCUAUCAAUGUAUUAAUAUGAUUGCAAAGUCUAUAUUAAUAUCAAGGCGAAUUCUGGAUAGUUACGAGCUGGUUGAUAGUUAUCCAAAAUCCACUGAGACAUUGAAAGAGUUCAAUGUAUGUCUUGCUAAAGAAGAUCAAAAGGAAAUUCUUGUAAGACAAUUUAUAAAUGAUUUGAAUACCAAACUCUUAAUCCCAAGUACCAAUACGGUUGACAUUAUAAUAUACUACAUUAAAACGAUACAUUCCUUUUUGAUUAUUGAUCAUCGUGGUGUCUUGCUUGACAAAGUCACUCGACCAAUCAGGCAGCAUUUACGUAGCAGAGAAGAUACAGUAGAAAAGGUGGUUAAUGGCUUACUUGAUAAAAACAAAAGGACAAACAGGUUGAUAGAACUCAACGUCCAGCUACAGAAAAUAACGGAGGACAAUUUUGGGACAAAUUCGCUUUGCAGUUUACAAAAGAGAACUUUGAACUGGGAGCCAGAUCCGGUUGAUGCCCUCCCCGAUUUCCAGGUCGGUAAGAUUGAUGACAUAAUUGAUUCUCUAACAACGAUUUUUGAGGACAGCAGCGUAUUUAUAAACCAGUUUGUCAAUAUUUUCUCGAGGGAACUGCUUUAUACCACUGGUUAUGACAUUCAAAGUACCCUACAAAAAUUGGCACUAUUGAAAGCAAAGUUUAGCAAUGAUGACUUUAGCAAGGUUGACAUCAUGAUUAACGAUAUUAAAAGAAGUAAGGAAUUAGAUAAAGAUCUUCAUUCGAAUACAGAAAUUGGAGCUGUUCAUGGAGUCUUUUUGAGCCAUCUAUAUUGGCCAAAUUUGCCGGAGGAAAUACCUUCGUUUGUCCUACCCGAUUAUCUGCUAGUGGUCCUCAAAUCAUAUGAGGAUGUUUAUACACAACAAAAACGAAAAAAAGAGCUCAGAUUACACCCUCAGGUAUCGUUGGCCACGCUAGAUAUCUUAAUACGGGGUGAAACUAAGACUUUUACGGUCUCAUUCGAUAAAUUGGCUGUUAUCAAUUAUAUCUGCGAAUCCAAAAUACCAGUUGUUAAGCUUGGUAUCUUGUUGAUGAACUUGAAAAUGCCCUUACAAAUAUUGAAAUCAAGCUUAGAGUUUUGGGUAAAUGAAGAGGUUUUAGUGGAGCAAGAUGGUGGAUGGAAGGUUAAUGAGUAA
Pichia kudriavzevii is the source of this 1806-nucleotide messenger RNA. RefSeq lists its product as uncharacterized. NCBI's taxonomy places the organism in Eukaryota, Fungi, Ascomycota, Pichiomycetes, Pichiales, Pichiaceae. The coding region runs from base 1 to 1806 and encodes 601 amino acids. The transcript has a single exon. Gene Ontology annotation, cellular component: anaphase-promoting complex. Gene Ontology annotation, biological process: ubiquitin-dependent protein catabolic process. Gene Ontology annotation, molecular function: ubiquitin protein ligase binding. The record is from RefSeq and is a predicted model, not a curated record.